This is a messenger RNA of Fusarium musae, 423 nucleotides long. RefSeq lists its product as uncharacterized. The record is from RefSeq and is a predicted model, not a curated record. NCBI's taxonomy places the organism in Eukaryota, Fungi, Ascomycota, Sordariomycetes, Hypocreales, Nectriaceae. The transcript has 3 exons. The coding region runs from base 1 to 423 and encodes 140 amino acids.
AUGCCUCAACAGACUUUUCGUGAUGUUUCGCCUCCAGAGGCUAGACCUUCUACGCGCCUGGGAUUCUUCCGCGCUGCUACGCCUAUGUUCGGGCGUAGUUCUACACCUUCUUCUACUCGACCUGCUUCAAGCAUGAUGCAACAACGUGCGGAGGGGAAGCGAAGAAGCUUGUUGAGCUUGCUUACUCGCAAGAGGAAGAGAAAGGAGCCGGAGGAGAUUCCGAGGGAUCCUGUCCGUUUGAACUUUUUGUUUGUUGGGAGUAAAGCAGCUGGUCAGACGUCUUUGCUAUUUCGAUCUCGCUAUGGUUACUUUCCUGAUGUGAGUCUACCAUUUACGCAGUCGAGUGCCUUUUCUCGUCCUUUGUAUGAGACCUACGUCAACGAACGAAUCUACCACAACCAGCCUGUGCGCAUGGAGCUGUAG